This is a messenger RNA of Oncorhynchus nerka (sockeye salmon), 2581 nucleotides long. RefSeq names its product glycerophosphoinositol inositolphosphodiesterase GDPD2-like. Gene Ontology annotation, molecular function: glycerophosphodiester phosphodiesterase activity. The transcript has 15 exons. The coding region runs from base 890 to 2470 and encodes 526 amino acids. Lineage: Eukaryota; Metazoa; Chordata; Actinopteri; Salmoniformes; Salmonidae. The record is from RefSeq and is a predicted model, not a curated record. Gene Ontology annotation, biological process: lipid metabolic process. Gene Ontology annotation, cellular component: plasma membrane.
UUUUUUAUAAUAAUACCAUUUUUAAAAAUACAUAGAUUAGGGCCUAAUGAAUAUAUUUAAAUUGGCUGAUUUCCUUAUUUGAACUGUAUAGUUUCAGUAUAGUUUUUGUUUUUCUAACGGGUUCAUUCAUUAUUUUAUUUCAGUUUAUUGAAUUGUUUUUUAAAUGAUAUCGUUUUAGAUUUAGUUUCACUUUUAGUUUACUGUAAUAACUGACUCAAGUAUGCUUGGUUUCCUCAGAGUUCAUUGAAAUGCAGUAGUACAGCUGUAGACAUCCUCAGACAGAAGCCCUGGUUUUCUGACACUCAAAUGAUGUAGUUAAUAGCAUAUAUUUAGUACAUUGAUGAGGUGCUUGAAAAACGUCCCUGCCUCUACCCCUACACACGUUCAUUCUAAUUUGACAGACCUGACAAUGCUUUCUCUGCAGUUGUAGGCCACCUGCGUUUGAGUGCCUCCCUCCAAAUAGGCAUACCCCUCCCCCUUGCUACUUUAGGAACUUGCACCCAUUCAUUCUGAUUCAUUAACAUUCCUGCCACAGAUUUCCACAAAGAACCGGAGUGGACGGCAGAACAAAAGGCACAGAAAAGAGGUAAUGAAAUAUAGUGGACUGGACUAGAACAAGUUGAUGAACAGAACAUCACCGGCAGUUACGGUGUUGCAAGAGAGACACACACUAUGAUCUAAAGGUUUAGAGUGGUGAGUCAGCCCUCAGCAGAGUGGAACCCCUCUCCUCACAUACAGAGCACAGAGCUGCCAGACAAGGUGUUCUCCGGGAGUGUUGCCCACCCCCCACACACCCCACCGCUCUAUCCAAACCCUCUAGGACAGACAGGAUCCCCACUCCUCUGGACAGGACCUCAUUUUUGUUUACUGUGAAUGAAGAGAUAAGGUGAUGAUGUCAGAGGACAGCUGUUGCCGAAUAUGCUGCAGGGGGGUGUAUAGCUGCUACUGGAGGCACCCCAGUGAGAGGAAUCGAAAAUGCUCCUGCUGCAGGUUGUCAGUCCUUACCGCUGUGUCCCUCCUCACUCUGUUCUGGAUGUACGUCUGUCUGAUGGCCUUCAAUGACCGAGAGGAUGUGAACUGGAAGGCCUUUUCCAUUCUGAAACUGUGGGUGAACUGGUUCAUGGUGCUAAUCAUCAUCUCUGCUGUAUUGACCAUCUACUGCACCCUAUUACUGGUCUUUGCGCUGUUCCAACUUGCCUUGAAAGAGCCUUUGGACUUACACUGUCUGCACAAGUUGUUCCUGUUUUUAGGUGUGGUCUUCAUUACCCUGGGCAUUGCUGGAAUAAGUCUACAGUGGAAAGAAGAGUGGCACACUGUUCUUCUGUCACUGCAGGCCACGGCGCCAUUCCUACAGAUGGGAGGGGUUGGAGCCCUGACCCUGGUCAGCUGGCUGGUGUUCCAGGGCUUCCAUAGAUCCCGCAGAGUAGCCUCUAAGAUCCUCAUCAUGGUAGUGUUUGCUGGCGUGUCAGUGGCAAUGUUCCUCAGCCCACUCCUCAUCCAAUCCCCUUGUCUGGUGGACGAGAAACAGCUGCCCCCUAAACCUGCCCUCUUUGGUCAUCGCGGAGCACCAAUGCUGGCCCCAGAGAACACCAUGAUGUCGUUCAGGAGGAGUGUGGGGUGCAACGUGACCGCCUUUGAGACGGACGUGCAGCUCAGUAAGGACAGAGUUCCUUACCUGAUGCACGACAACGGCAACCAUUUCCUGAGGAGGACUACGGAUGUUCUACAGAAGUUCCCUGGGAACGACUUGAACCACAGCACAAACCUCACCUGGGAGGAGCUGCAGGAAUUAAACACUGGUGAUUGGUUCCUGAAGACAGAUCCAUUCCGUUCAGUGUCCCAGCUCUCAGAACAGGAGAAGAAGACAGCUGGGAACCAGAGUGUUCCCUCCCUUCUGCAGCUGCUUCACCUGGCCAAGACUCAUAACACCUCUGUCAUCUUUGACUUGAAGAAUGACAACAACAAUGACACCAAUGACACUGUGAAAACCAUCCUCAACUCCGGCAUCCCCCACGACAAGAUCCUCUGGCUUCCCCCCACACACAGGGAGGAUGUGAAGAAGGUUGCACCAGGGUUCAAGCAGGUUUACAACAAUGUGCUUGAUAUGAACCAUGAUGAAGCAGAUCAUCUGAAUGUCAAGUACAGUGCGUUGAGCUUCGCCGAGAUCGGGGAGCUUCGGAAAAGGAACGUUUCGGUGAACCUGUGGGUGGUGAAUGAACCAUGGCUCUUCUCUUUAAUGUGGUGCUCGGGGGCCAGCUCUGUGACCACCAACGCCUGCUCUGUCCUACAGGACAAGAACCAGCCUGACUGGACAAUGGGACGUGAUACAUACAGAUAUAUAUGGAUCACAUUGGACCUGGGGUCAUUGCUCAUAAUGUUCGCAUUCUUCAUCUUAAAGAGAAGAAAAGAGAUGCACACAUGUUCUGCUUUGGAAUCAAGAGAGCUAUCUUCCUUCUUACCAUCUGAAUAGUUCAGCUUGGAUCUAGAAAUCCAUCCCACCCCACCCUACUGUCUGAAUAGUUCAGCCUGGAUCCAGAAAUCCAUCCCACCCCACCCUACUGUCUGAAUAGUUCAGCCUGGA